AUGGUGCUGCAAGGAUCGGGCGGCGGCGGCGACGGGGACCGGCGGCGGGAUCUGGGCCUUCGGCGCGGAGGUGGCGGCGCCGAUGAGGUGGUGGAGGCGGUCGAAGAAGACCCACUUGCCGGCGGUGGCGCCGCCGGUGCCGGCGGCGGAGGAGGAGAGGCGGGCCUUCUCGAGCUUGUACUUUUUCUUGAGGGUGUCGACGCGGUUCUUGCACUGGGCGUGGGUCUUGGGGGCCUUGCCGCUGUAGCCACCGUCGUGGUGGCGGCGGGUGGCGUUGACGACGUCGGCGACUUCCUGCCAGUCCUUGUGCCGGAGAUUUCCCCGGCUGAGCUCGAGGUAGCGCUCCCCCCACGCCUCGAUCAGCGCCGCCGUCGCCCCCUCGCUCCAGCAGUCCUCUCUCCCCCCCGGUCCACCUCCUCCGCUCCUCCUCCUCCUCCUCCCCGUCCCCGCCGCCGCCGCCGCCGUCGCUACCUCCACCACCGCGCUCCGCCACGACGGCGCUGCCGCGCUCCCGUUGACGUCGUCCGAGCUCCCCGUCGACGGUUGCGAGCUCCGCCCAUCAUCGUCCUCCUCCAUAUCGAGAUCGGAGAAAGAGGUAGGAGAGAAAGAGAGGUAGAGAGAGGAUAAGCUUGUCGUCGGCGGGUGGGGCUGCGGGUAAAUAAUAAACCGGCCGGCGACGCAGCCGACGGUGGGGAAGUUGACGGCGUCCGCCCUUCCCGCGGGCAGAUCUACUGUCCGCUCCGGGGACCGGACGAGGACGCGUGGUGCCGGCCACGGAGAGGGAGAGGGAGGGAGAGGGAGACGAAGGGGAGGGGAGAAUCGGUGACGUGGCGAGCCCUCGUUCGUCGCUCUGCGCGUGGAAAUCCAUCGCUUGGCCCCCCCUCUCUCCCUCUUCUUUCUCUCUCCACACACCCCCCCCCCGUGACCCGUCCACCGUCGACGACGACGACGACGGACAGGAGAGAGGAGAGAGAGAAAGAGAAAGCCCCAACGCCGGCGAAAGGCCGGGUGGGGCCCGCGGCCCGCCCACCGCGACCACGAAGGCGACGGCGGCCGGUGCGGGGCCCCCCGCCUCCUCCAGCGGUCGUCGGCCCCGGCGGCGCCGGCGGGACCGUUGCCCGCAGCUGCACGGCAGCUGGUCCGCUCUCUUGACAGCGAGUGCUAAUUCAAUAAAUGCGGGCGCCCGCUGUCUGGGUAUUUACUGUUUGAAACUUCUCUCUCGUCAUGUAUAAAUAUAUAUAAACAAAAAUUGAUAAAGUAUUGAUAAUUGGAGAGGUAGUGGGCCGGGCUGGGGUCUCGCUGGAUCGCAGUCGUCCGUUGACCUAGGAUAAAAAAGAGCCCACAAAAGAAACGGCCACGUUGACCUAGCUCGGAAGACGUGGCUGGCGUGACAACCCGAGAUAGCGUUGACGAGAGGGAGAUGACCACCAUUACCAGAAAAACUUUAUAGAGAGAGAGAGGGAUAGAGAGAGAAACUACACAAUAAAACACUCGUUUGGUGCAGUUUCUGCAACAAAUACAAGAUGAGCCGCUAAAUGAGGGCAGACAAUUGCUCGAGCACCUGGCGGGCGUACGCUGCCCAUGGUUCCUCGCCUGCCGUCGUUGACUUUAUUUGACCGGCUGGCUACGAGAGGACGGCCAUGAUGUCAGAUGCUCUGAGGACGAUGUACUCGGUGCCGUCGGGCCCCUUGAACUCGCUUCCGGCGUACUUGGAGUAGAGCACGGUCCCCCCGCUCGAGACCGUCAACGGCUUCCUCUUCCCCUCCUCGUCCAGAAGCCCCGGCCCAACUGCGAUCACCUGACCGCCCAUGGAAAUAGCCAUCAACGAGGGAACAACCCAUUUCAUAAAAAGCCUAGAUAGAUAGAUAGAUAGCUAGAGCGAGAGAGAGAGAGAGCUUACCGUCCCAGUAGAGGGCUUCUCCUUGGUUGCGUCCGUUAAGAGCAACCCACCAGCGGUUUUCUCCUCAGCUUCUGAUACCUGGCAGCCAAUGCGUUCAUCUCGCCAGGUGAACCCGUAGAAGAGAGAGAUAAGGGAAGGAAAAACGCAGAAUACGCAGAGUAAGAGAGAGAGAGAGAGAGAGAGAGAGAGAGAGAGAGAGAGAGAGAAGGGGAUGGGGUAGCGGGAAUCUUAGUGAGAAGAAAAAUGCAGAAGGAAAUCAUUCUUGCGCUGGAAAUCUAAACAAAGGCAAGAAGAGAAUCCGAACCUUGAUCAGAACUCGGUCAUUGAGAGGCUUGAGGUCCUUGACAUCGUCUGUGUUGAGAAUGCCCACAAGAUCAUCCUCUUUCAGGAUAAGAUGCUUAGAACCGCUGAAGUCAAUCUCGGUCCCUGCAUACUUGGAGUAGACGACCUGGCUUCCGAUCUACCAAGGAAAGGAAAAAACUUUCAAGAACACCAAGGAUAGGAGGACACAGCAGCAGAAUCGUACACUCUCAUGCUCACAUACUUCUUUACAUCCCCACGAAGAAAUCCUAUUACGAACAGAAAAGCGAUCAUAGAUAGAUACUAUGCACAUAAAUGAGACAUGGCGCAUGAGCAUCAGUUUUAAAAAGCUCGAUUUUGUUAAGACUUCAGAGAUGAAAUCUCAGCGCAUAUUCAUAUCAUCAUCUGCUCAUGGCAUGUACAUCACCCAUGGAAAUAAAUAAAAUUAGAGUAUAAACAUUUUUCCCAUAGAAAGCCAGAAAAAAAAUUCACCCUCAGCUGUUUGGAGCCAAGAGGGAAGCAUAAUAGAUGAAAUGGAUAAUCAGUAGAUCAUCAAUUGUUCAAUCUGCCUCCAAAUGGAGGAUUUAAUUUAUUUUCACGGAUUUUCUCAUAAGUAUAUACAUGCAUAUUCUCUGGAAUAACAGACCCAGGGGGAUCAUGCAGGACAAGAACUUUACAGACUUUCUAAAAGAUGGGGAGAUCGAGCAUAUCGUGCAGCUUUCAGUCUAACAUGUUCAUUGGAAAUUCCUUGGAAAUCUUAAGCCCGAGGUCCCGGGGGAGCAUGCCCAGGUUCUAAGCCAACUGAGUUGAUGGUGAAAAGAGAGAAAGCGGAUUACAGAGGAAUAAAAAAGGAAAUGAAAAUAAAAUGAUUUACCUCGACGCUUAUGUCCACUUUGUUCUUCCCAAAACUUCUGCCAUCGCCGACGGCAACAACUUCACCACUCUGGGGCUUAGACUGAGCUGACGAUGGAAGCAGAAUGCCGCCGACCGUCUUUUCUUCAGAGCUCUUGAUCUUGACGAGCAGCCUAUCCCCCAACGGCGUCACAGUAGUAUACUUCAAGAAACCAGCAAGUUACGAAGAAGAGUGUCUCAGACUACGACAAAAUCACGUAAUAAAUAAACAAGCAUACAUAAAACUCCAGGCCUAAUAUCCCAUGAACACGAUUCAACCCAGGCAAUUCGGAAGGAGAUCACAAAUUUUAAAAACACCAAUAAAAAAAGGCUUCGUGAAGUCAGAUUUAUGUAGCGCUUGUAGAUUUCCAAACAGCAAUUACGAGUUGAAUCUGGAAACAAAUGCGUGAUGAGCGCCAGCGCAUUCCGCUUCACUGACAGAAAACAUUAAGAAGUUGCAGUCUUGGAAAUGAAUCUCCUCUAAGAAAGAGGAUUAUCAUGAAACUAACUGGCUUCAACCACGUGCUCGAUCGGCAUGAAUUACAGUUAUAAGUUAAUUCGCAAUCGUAAAGCGUCUGAAACACACUCCGAUGCAUCAAGACCAACGAGAGACACACAUUUGAUACGGCAAAGCGACAUGCGAAUCCGCACAGCGCAUGCAUGGAAACAUCCUCUAGUUGCCAAAAAGAAGACUGAAAAAUAAAAGGAGCCCGCACAAAUCAGAAGAAUGGCAUCACGACAGGAACAGAGACAGCAUAGCUCCCAGUCAAUCUACUUUCCCAACACCGAUGCCAAAAUCCUCACGAAUGGAAAUGCCUAAAUUAUCAACAUAAAUUCAGUAGUACCAUGGGAGCGACGACCGUAGCCGCCUUCACGACGAGUCCCUGGAAGGAUCUCCGGGCGAAGCCCACCCCACGGGACCCUGACAAAGUGGAGACACGGAAGACAGCGGGCCGCAGACCCUCGCUCUGGGCCAGUGGCGCCGCCGCGGCCCUCCUGCCGGCGACGAAUGAUGUGCCCGUCAGUUGAACAGAAGCCAUGGAUGAGGCUCUCGAGGCUUCCAGGUAGUGAACUCCCGAAGAAACAGAUAAACCUUUGCCGAUAACCAAACCCUAACCGAGAAUCUCCUUCUUUAUUGUUGGUAAGCGGUAUACUGCAACUCGGUAUCAAAAUGCAAUCGAAGACCUGCUAGUGAUUGCGUGUUGCCCCUCCAGACAAACCGAGAGUUGUCUGUGCUGUCAGGCUGGAGCACGUUAAUGGGAUAGACUUCUGACGGACAUCUUGGAAAGGACGCUUCUAGAAUUCUGGUCGGUGUAGAGGAUUCUGGAAGGCGCGCAGUAAAUCAAGCCCAUUGGGGCCGUUAGUGGGCUGGGCCCAAGUGUUGCACCGAGCGUCACAACUUAAUGAACCAUUUUUUGAUUGAAAGGGGCCGAAAUUGGUGGUGGGUAGCCGUGAAUUUAUCUGGGUAAUUAUGAGAGAGAGAAAAAAUGGAUUUUUAAAAGAUGAACUAGAUGGGGCAUUGUAUGAUGUUGUCAAUCAAUAGCUUUACCUAUAGUUUUACCUAUACAGCGUAAAAUAUUUUACCAUCAAAGUCAUGAACUUUGCCCUGCAUUGAGAGUGUUAUGGCUUUGAUUUGAUGAACUCCUCCACUAAGAGCUUCAUUUUUACAUAUUUUAAUUUAUCACAAAUUAUAUUUAAUUCUAAGCUUGUAUAUUCAUCAAAAAAAUGUCAAGAAUUCCAUACUUAUAGUCGUCAUGAAUUGAUGAUCACAUCAACUCUUAAUAAUGAUUUUGCUAAUCCUCUCUAUUACCAUUAAUUCAAAUAUUUUAUGUCAAAGUUUUAUCACAUGAGAAGAGAUUGCGUCAUCUUCUUCUUCUUUCACUAUGCUUGAUGAACGAUGGUAACUUUCAAGUUUUCUCCAAAGAAAAUAAUUGAGGAUUUUCUGCAAGAAGCUAAGAAACAAAACCUUGCUAUUUAGAGGCCUACAAAAGUCUAGAUAAGAGUAACUUUUUUACAUGUAAAACUUUUUUUAAAAAUUUUGUUCACGUACUUCAUUCUAUGUUGAGUCCCCUUGAAAUUCUUACUCCCAAAGUUUUUAAUUUAUUACAUUUUAAAAACCUUCAUUUAAACCAUAUGAGAUUGGUUAGUCAUAUUAUUUCCUAUUGGAGGCUAGUUUUCUAUGAGUAUGAUUGUGGGUUGACCUAAUAUUGAGGGAUUUCUAGAUCAUUAUUAACCCUCAGAUAGUUUCAACACCCUCUUAGCAAUUCUCCCAAAUGGAUUGCUUCAAAUCAGGAGUAUACUUUCACAUGGUUUCUCUAUACAUUGAGAUGUCCUUGAGGGAAACUGCCUAAUCUUAUAGUUAUGGCUAUUAUUCCAAUAACAUUACCUCUCAUGAACCUAAAAUUUGUGCCAUUUAAUGGUAUCCCUGGGAGUGUUACUCUACUUCUCAAUUCCAGUCUUCCCUCUUCACUUUAUGGCUGAUUAGCUUCUCGAAUAGGAAUUAUACUACAUUUGAUCGAAGUCCAUGUAAAGUAACAAUGAUCCACUUAGUCUAGAAAAGACGUUCCUCCUUUGGAAAUCUCAAAUUGAAAAGUAGCAUCUGUGGUGUUUUCAUAAGCUUUGAAACCUACUAAUUUUAGAUGUGAUCAAUAUCAAAGGCUCGCUUCUGACUUAGCCACUCAAAUGUAAAGAGCUUUCUAUUAACUUUAAUGCUUGCCUUAUUCAUUUCUCGGAUGUUUCGCCAUUGGUAUGCCAAACGAUAGAUAUCUUCAUCUACCAUGAUUCUCCUUUGUCUAUCUUUAAAAUGAAUACUUUGGAAUCGAAUAAACUAGUACAUGCAAGGCUUUUCCCCUUUCCAAUAAGUAAGCUACCUUGUUGGCACAUAACCAAAGAAAAUAUGAUUGUAACUUCGAAAGCAUUGGAAGUGACCCCACUAUGUUCACCAUGAUGUAUUUCUAAAUGUGAAAGUGAUGAAACUUGAACUACUAAAAAAUUAUAGUAAUAUUAAUUAUCCUCAAUCUUUAUCUGCAAUAAAACAUUUUAGAUUUUUUAAUACAGUUGUAAAGAAAUAAUUAAGCUCUGCAAUUCAUCCAAUCAUAAAUAUAUUCACUGUCGUUACAGUGGUUUGACUUCCCAUGCAUUCGGUGUAACAAGGCUAAGUCUACCUCUAUAUUAUUUAUAAUUAAAAUUUUAUUAGGUGCUAUAUGGAUGUAUGAUAGCAUUCCGCCAAUGAUAAAGCUUCUUAUGCAUUAUCGUUAAGUGUAUGCUCAGUAGAAUCAUGUGAAUAUAUCUAUUCACCGAUAAGAUUGAGACGAAGAAGUGACAUUUGAGGAGCAGUAUUACAUCAAUAAAUGCAAUUAAAUAAGGUCGUUCAAGAAUGUGAUCAACUAGUGUUGCCUGAAUUAUCCAAGCUAUUAGAUGAUACAUUUCUUCGAAAAGGCGGGGGGGGUGGGAGAUCCGACCGGAACAUAGUCAGAGAAACAAGCAAAAGCUUCUGCUACAAGCAGCCAUCAGUUCAGGGCGGCGGGUACUGGUCACAGAGGCACGGGGUACUGGUCGAUGGUGUCCAGCCAGGGGUUCCUUGCCGGGCGUCGGACCCGGCGCAUGGCCCUCCAGACGGAGCUGUUGCACUUGAAACCGGAGCCGAAGGCCAGCUGCCAGACGCGGUCUCCACGGCGGAUCUUUCCCUUGGCCUCGAGGUAGGCGAGCUCGUACCAGAUGCUGCUGCUGGAAGUGUUGCCGAAGCGGUGGAGGGUCAUUCGAGAGGCCUCCAUGUUGUCGCCGCUAAGCUCAAGGUUCCUCUGCAGCUCGUUCAGCACCACCUUGCCCGCCGGGUGGAUGCAGAAGUGAUCGAAGGCCAGCUUGUAGUCGGGGAUGUAGGGCCUGGUCUUGGCGGCGGUGCCGCCGAAGAGGUAACGCCACACCAGCGCGCCGAAGAAGAGGAGCUGCUCCGAGAAGGGGAGGACGAGGGGGCCGAGGGUGGUGAUGUUGGCCUCGAGGGCCCUCCCCCCCACCUCCAUCACGUCGCGGCUGACGGACAGCCCCUUGAUCCUCUGCUCAUCCUCUUCCUGGUGCACGGAUCUGCACCAAAACGGAGACAGGGUUUCAGAAUCCUCGACCCAGCAAAACCCUAAUUUGCUAGACUUGUGAGAAGAGGAGAGGAUGGAGAUGGACUGCACCGGAAGCUGCGGUCGUCGCUGCCCUUGUGGGUGCGGACGAUGUGCUCGAGGCGGUACUUGGCCCAGCCGAAGUCACGGCGGCGAUUGGAGAGGAGCACGGCUGAGCCGCCCAUGCGGAAAAAGCAGUUGGGGAUGAGCAUGGAGCGGUCCCGGCCAGUGUACCAGUUGAAGGUCACCAUCUCCGUGCUAACCACCACGGCGUAGCUGUUGGGGUUGGCCUGGAGCAUGUCCCUGGCCAGGUCGAGGGCGAUGACACCGGCGCUGCAACCCAUCCCGCCGAGGUUGUAGCUGAGGAUGUUCCCCCUCAUCUUGUAGUGGUUGACCACCAUGGCGGACAGCGACGGUGUGGGGUUGAACAGGCUGCAGUUGACCACCAGGAUGCCCACGUCCUUGGGGCGGAUGCGGCACUUCUCAAAGAGCUCGUCCAGGGCGCCGAAGACGACUUGCGCCGCCUCCGCUCGGCCCUCUUUCAUGGUGGCGCAGUUCUCCGGCGCCAUCACCGCCUUGGGGAUGUAGGUCUCGUCGCCGAUGCCUGAGGACUUGAGGAUCCUGCUCUGGAAGGCAAGGCUGUCCUCGUCGAAUUUGCCCGACUUCCUUGCCAGCUCGAUGAACUCCUCCUUGGAUACCUGAGCGCCGCCGCCAUUAGGAUAAACAUAUGCAAGCGAAGAUGAGAGAUCUUAGAACUUCGUAAGAUCCUGAUUAAUAGACUUAAGUUUAUGGAGAAUGUGUCCCCCAGAGAGAAGCUGAGAGAUCUUAGAACUUCGUAAGAUCCUGAUUAAUAGACUUAAGUUUAUGGAGAAUGUGUCCCCCAGAGAGAAGCAAGAGGGAUGACCAUAAAUCCUAUUCAAUUCCUCCCAAUGGCCGUCAUUUCUCCGGGCCUACAAGGGUAAAUGCGUACACAUGCACCAUAAACGCUGCUCUUAAAUGUGCACCGAAUCUCUCUCUCUCUCUCUCUCUCUCUCUCUCUCUCUCUCUCUCUCUCUCUCUCGCUGUGAUUAUUUUUAUUGCUACAUGAAUCAAUUUUCCAAUAGGACAAAAGAAAGAAAAUUGGAUUUUUUUUUCUUCAUUCCUAGGAAAAGGAGUUAUAUAUAUUUUUCUAUCGCUCCACCUAUCUACCUAGGAAUAUAUGCAGAUGUAUACAUACAAAUUUGUACCCCUAUUAUCCUUCCUAAAAUAAUAUGAAUCUGGAGAAGAGCUACGUGAUGAGUUUGAGGAAUAGAGACAGCGAGAGAGCGAGAUAUAGAGAGAGAGACAGGGAGGGAGAGAGAGAGAGAGAGGGAAGGAGGGAGGGAGGGAGGGAGAGAGAGAGAGAGAGAGAGAGGGAGGGAGGGAGGGAGAGAGAGAGAGAGAGAGAGAGAGAGAGAGAGAGAGAGAGAGAGAGAGAGAGCAUAUGAUGUAUAUGGAGGAUGGGAAUGAGAGUGGUAAGUGACGGAGGUACCUUUAGGUCGUCGGGGGGACGGUAGCAGGCAAAGUCCAUGAGGUAGAUGGGCUUUGGGCGGGAGAGAAAGUAGACAGAAACGGUGAAGACGAGGACGCCGAAGAAGGUAAGCACGGUAGCGAGGUCAUAGCUGGCCUCCCCCCACACCUUCCGCCAUAUCUCCUUCCUCCCAAGGCUUCCCACCUCCGCGCUGAAGACCAGUACCAGCACCGGGAACGUCGCCAGGUAUACCGCGUGGUUUAUCAAGUAGUGGUAUCCCAGCUUCACAUACUUAAGGUUCACCGACUGCAGAAAGUCCGGCAGCCUCCUCCUUACCCUCACCGAGAACGUCGGCGACCCCGCCUCCACUCCCCUGUUCACGAUCUCCGUCGUCAGCAUCUCCUGCUCCCCCGCCAUCCUCCUGCACCCCUCUUCUCCUUGUUGCACUAUCAAACGGCUCGUAUACAGGGGGGAGAGGGGGGGGGGCAGAGAGAGAGAGAGAGAGAGAGAGAGAGAGAGAGAAGGGGGACAGUGGGGAGAGGAAGAAGAUGGAGGGUCAGCUUAUAAUGGCGUGUGGGAGGGGGGUGGUAGUUGA
Molecule: messenger RNA, 9281 nt
Organism: Spirodela intermedia
Lineage: Eukaryota; Viridiplantae; Streptophyta; Magnoliopsida; Alismatales; Araceae
Source: the annotation of a GenBank genome assembly